Dictyostelium purpureum is the source of this 2178-nucleotide messenger RNA. RefSeq lists its product as uncharacterized. The transcript is spliced from 4 exons. The record is from RefSeq and is a predicted model, not a curated record. Bases 1 to 2178 code for a protein of 725 amino acids. NCBI's taxonomy places the organism in Eukaryota, Evosea, Eumycetozoa, Dictyosteliales, Dictyosteliaceae.
AUGGAUUAUUUAACAAUUUUAUAUUUAUUUAUUGAUGUAAUCAUCGGUUUAUUACUCAGCCUUUAUGUAAAUAAAUAUUAUUUCAACAACAAUAACAGUAAUAACAAUAAUAACAACAACAACGAUGGUAUCUCCAGCAACAACAAUAACAAUAACAACCACCACCAACACCAAAAUACACCAAUCCACAAUACUGCUCCAAUAGAUAGACUACAAAGUCAACAACAACAACAACCACCAUCACAGCCACUAUCACAAUCAAAAAGCACUGCUUCAACCCCUGGUAUUAGAAAACUAUUUCAAGACCUUGAUGAAUACGAAAGACAACAACAAGAACAAGAAGAAGAGCCAGAACAAGAACAAUCACAACAAUCUCAACAAAGCUCUCAAAACCCACAACAAUUUUCAUAUUCAAGGGGACAAGCUAGCCACUACCCAUCUUUUGAUAGAAAUCAAUCGCGUUAUACUGCCAGUGCUAAUGUUCAACCAACCAAUCAACCACAACGUCCACAACCAUCACACUCAUCAUCAAGUGCUCAGAAUUACCCAACAUUAAAUAGAGCACAUUCUCGUACCGCUGUUGAUGCUCCACAAACAACUCAACCACAACAACAUCCACAACCAACUCAUUCAUCCUCUAGUGCUCAGAGCUAUCCAACAAUAAAUAGAGCACAUUCUCGUUAUACUGCCGGUGCCAAUGUUCCACCAACUGCUCAACCACAACAACAUCCACAACCAACUCACCCAUCCUCAAGUGCUCAGAACUACCCAACAAUAAAUAGAGCACAUUCUCGUUAUACUGCUGCCAAUGUUCCACCAACCACUCAACCACAACAACGUCCACAGCCAACCGAUUCAUCAUCAAGUGCUCAGAACUAUCCAACAUUCAAUAGAGCACAUUCUCGUACCGACGUUGAUGUUCCACCAACCACCCAGCCACAACAAAACCCACAACCAACUCACUCAUCAAGUGCUCAGAGCUACCCAACAUUCAAUAGAGCACAUUCUCGUACUGCUGCCAAUGUUCCACCAACCACUGAACCACAACAACACCCACAACCAACCGAUUCAUCUUCAAGUGCUCAGAACUAUCCAUCAUUUAAUAGAGCACAUUCUCGUAACGCUGUUGAUCCAAAUCCACCAAAUCCAUCACCAGCUUUCAAUUCAACAGGUGUCCCAAUAUCAUCUAGUAACACUCCAAUGAAGAAGAGAUCAUUAGAGUCUGAUGAUGAAGAGUAUUUAGAAAUUAAUAUGGGAGCCAAUAAAAGACAUAGAUAUGAAGAUGAAGAAGAAUUAAAAAGGGUUCAAGAAGAAAAGGAACGUUUAGAGAUCGAAAGAUUGGAAAGGGAAAAGGAAGAAAUGGAUAGAAUAGAAAAAGAACGUGAAGAAAAAGAAAGAUUAGAAAAAAUCGAAGAGGAACGUAUCAAAAAUGAACAAUUAGAAAAGGAAAGAAUGGAAAAGGAACAAAAGGAACAAGAAGAACAACAACAAGAAGAUAAUAAAUGUUACGUUUGCAUGGAAGAUAUGGAGACUGAUAGCAUCGCCACCAUUGAUUGCAAUCACAGAUUCUGUUUUGAUUGCAUGGAUACAUGGCAUAAAAUUAAAAAUACUUGCCCAUUAUGUAGAGCAAGAUUCUAUACAAUUAAAAGAGUCGGUCAUGAUCCAAUAGUAGUAGGCGAUGUUGAAAAUAGAGCCCAUGAACAAGAAUUAGAUUACAAUUUCCUUGAUGAUUCCGAUAAUUCUCAAAAUGAAAAUGAAAAUGAAAAUGAUAAUGAUUCCGAUGAUGAAUUCAGUGGCAACAUGGAUCAACCUAAUUCCAAUUCUUUAUUCCUCAAUAUCAAUACGUUCAAAGUUUCUAAUCUAACGUUAAGAUCAAAUAUUCGAAAACAAAGUUCACGACAAUCUUCAACUCAUUCAGAACCAAAAACCAGAGUCACUUUUCCCUUUAAUGCUAAUCACAAUCCAAUCAGAACCGUAUUCCAGCAGUAUAUACCCCCUCUACAACAAUCAACAAUCACACUCAAAAUCGUAUUCCAGCAGUAUAAACACCCUUUACAACCAUCAGCAAUCUCACUCAAAAUCAUAUUCCAGCAGUAUAAACACCUUUUACAACCAUCAUACAAUCUCGUUAAAAGUAAUAAUAUAGCAAAUAGGUUAACCAACAAUUACAAUCAUUAA